Molecule: messenger RNA, 2467 nt
Organism: Equus caballus (horse)
Lineage: Eukaryota; Metazoa; Chordata; Mammalia; Perissodactyla; Equidae
Product: cysteine--tRNA ligase, cytoplasmic
Biological process (GO): cysteinyl-tRNA aminoacylation
Cellular component (GO): cytoplasm
Molecular function (GO): ATP binding; cysteine-tRNA ligase activity
Source: RefSeq, a predicted model, not a curated record
GGCGUGUCCAGGAAGGUGGGGAGGGGCGGGCCAGGCGCGGGGAGGGACUUCCGGGGCGGCGGUUGCAUCAGAUUCUGGCAAGCUGUCGCCGCACCCGAGGGUCCGCGAUUCCUAGGAUGGCAGGUUGUUCCGGGGAGCACACUCCCGACUACAGGUCCAUCCUGAGCAUUAGUGACGAGGCAGCCAGAGUGCAGGCCCUGAACGAGCACCUCAGCACGCGUAGCUAUGUGCAGGGGCACUCGCUGUCCCAGGCAGACGUGGACGUGUUCAGUCAGCUCGCGGCCCCUCCCGCUGAUGCUCGGCUCUUCCAUGUGGCUCGCUGGUUCAGGCACAUAGAAGCGAUCCUGGGCGGCCCCUGCAGCAGAGGCGAGCCCUGUGGGCUCCAAACAAGUAAAGGCCGGCGGGUGCAGCCUCAGUGGUCUCCUCCGGCCGGGUCCGAGCCGUGCAGGCUCCGCCUUUACAACAGCCUCACCCGGAACAAGGACGUGUUUAUACCUCAAAGUGGGAAGAAGGUGACGUGGUACUGCUGUGGGCCGACCGUCUACGACGCCUCUCACAUGGGGCACGCCAGGUCCUAUAUCUCUUUCGACAUCCUGAGACGAGUGCUGAGGGAUUACUUCAAAUUCGACGUCUUCUACUGCAUGAACAUCACAGACAUUGACGAUAAGAUCAUCAAGAGGGCCCGGCAGAACUACUUGUUUGAGCAGUACCGGGAGAAGAGGCCCCGGGCAGCGCAGCUCCUGGAGGAUGUUCACGCCGCCCUGAAGCCGUUUUCGGUAAAACUCAGUGAGACCACGGAUCCCGACAAAAAGCAGAUGCUUGAACGCAUUCAGCACGCGGUGAAGCUAGCCGCAGAACCGCUGGAGGAAGCGGUGCGGCGUGACCUCGCUGGAGAGGAGGAGCUCAGCAGCCACGUGGAGGUCUUGUUGGACGAAGCAAAGGAUUUGCUUGCUGACUGGCUGGAUUCCGCACACGGCAGUGAGGUGACUGACAAUUCCAUUUUCUCCAAACUGCCCAAGUUCUGGGAAGAGGAAUUCCACAAAGACAUGGAAGCCCUGAACGUUCUCCCUCCAGACGUCUUAACACGGGUUAGUGAGUACGUGCCAGAGAUCGUGAACUUUGUCCAGAAGAUCGUGGACAACGGUUACGGCUAUGCUUCAAAUGGGUCCGUGUACUUUGACACGGUGAAGUUUGCUUCUAGUGAGAAACACUCCUACGGGAAGCUGGUGCCCGAGGCUGUUGGGGAUCAGAGAGCCCUGCAGGAAGGGGAAGGUAAACAGCGUGGGUGGCGGGGGCUGCGGCCUCGCAGAUGCCACUGCCGGCACCUCGAUGCACCGGGGACUGCGUGUUUUCACCUGACGGGAUUGGAGGGUUUUCUACACUGAGCCUGUGACGUGGUAUUUUUUAAGAAACAAAGAAGUGAGCGUAUAAGAUGCCGUCUAUGUUAAAAAGCACAGCACACCUCGGGGCCUUGAUCCACAGUGCUGGCGUUUGUCUGUUUAUCGGCAUCCAGAGCCCCUGAGGGUCAGGGUGGGUUGUAGGACGCUGUGUGUGAGCGAGUGUGUUGGAAAACCCAGAGCUGGUGUGUUAAGAACAUGCAGAUGAUGACCUGCUGAACGAGAGGGCACGAGCCACCCACACAGGGUCGGCAGGUGGCACCCUGGGCGUCCCAGCCGUCCUGGCGGUGCCCGUGGGGAAAGGUGAGCAUCCACAGAGGUGCAGGACAGGGCCAGGGCACGGGCACGCCAGAGCCCCUCGCUGCUGCAGCGUAUGACUGCCCCAUCCUGGGGACCCAGAUGCCACAGAGCCUCACAAGACCCUGGACGCAUCAUAUCGUGUCUGCAGCUGGGGCUGUGGGUGGAUUGGACCUCCUCAGAGGCCCCUGUGUCCUGAUGGCUUUUAGUUCAUAUUCUAUCACUAUUUUCUUCGUAGUUAUCUUAGGAUUACAGUUAGUAUGCUCUGACUGGAAUUUCUAUCAGCUUAACAUCAGUAGCAUACAAAAACUCGGCUCCUGUAGCUCCAUGCCCACGCCCUUUUAGUUAAUCCUGUCACAAAAUUACAUCUUUGAGGGGCCGACCCCGUGGCCCAGUGGUUAAGUUCAUGUGCUCCGUUUCCGGUGGCCCAGGGUUUCGCCAGUUCAGAUCCUGGGAACGGACAUGACACCGUUUCUCUAGCCAUGCUGAGGGGAGGUCCCACAUAGCGCAACCAGAAGGACCUAAAACUAGAAUGUACAACAAUGUACUGGGGGCUUUGGGGAGAGGAAGAAACAGAAAAGAAGAAGACUGGCAACAGAUGUGAGCUCAGGUGCCAAUCUUUAAAAUUAAAAAAAAGUAAGCAAUUAUAAACCUAUUUUUUUUACAUGAGUAUUUUGUGUCUUGGGAAAUUUGUAAAUACUGUUUAUAAUUUCUAAAAACAUGUUACUUCAUAGUAAAAUCUUUUAAUAAAAUAGAAGACAUGUUUACUAAUA